AUGGACGCCGACACGACCAAACCACAUUCCGCUGUGCCGUCGCACAUGGUGAAUGGAGGCUCGCCGCUCAGACUCACGACCGAGGCUCGCGAUAAGAAGGAACGGGAAAAUCUCUUCAACGCCAUUGAGACGUCCAACCGGGGCCGGCAAGUGGUAAACUUCGACGGGCCGACUGGUUAUUUCCCCGCGAAGGCUUUUGCAGCAAACAACAAUGAUGGCAGUACGGGCAGCGGACUCGAAAUGAGCAACGGCCAUACGGAGAACGAAUCCGAGGGCGAGGACGCUGUCGUCCAAACGCCGCUUGCAACGAGCCGCGCGCACAGCCCAUAUACCCAGCAUCCGACGAUUGACUUUGAUGGGCUUAGCUGGCCUAGUAAGGGCACACGGCAUCGAAAGGAGGCGACGGAUGAAGAGAAGGCGGAGAAUCUGAAGAAGCUAUCGGGGGCUGUACGGACAAUGCUCGAGUGUCUGGGCGAGGAUCCUGAUCGCGAGGGUCUGCUGGACACACCCGAGCGGUACGCAAAGGCGCUGCUCUUCUUCACCAAAGGCUACGAGGAGAACCUGCGGGAUAUUGUCAACGGAGCCGUCUUUCACGAAGACCACGACGAAUUGGUGAUUGUACGGGACAUUGAGAUAUUUUCGCUGUGCGAGCACCACUUGGUGCCCUUUACCGGAAAAAUGCACAUUGGUUACAUCCCCAACCGCCGCGUCAUCGGCCUGUCGAAGCUGGCGCGCAUUGCCGAAAUGUUUGCCCGCCGGUUCCAAGUGCAAGAGCGGCUGACGAAGCAGGUUGCGCUGGCGCUUUCCGAGAUGCUGCAGCCACAGGGAGUUGCGGUGGUGGUAGAGUCGAGCCAUCUUUGCAUGGUGAUGCGCGGGGUUCAGAAGACGGGUGCUACAACGACUACGAGCUGUAUGCUUGGUUGCAUGCGUUCGCGGGAAAAGACUCGCCAGGAGUUUCUCAACCUUAUCAACAGGAGAUAG
Molecule: messenger RNA, 981 nt
Organism: Bipolaris zeicola 26-R-13
Lineage: Eukaryota; Fungi; Ascomycota; Dothideomycetes; Pleosporales; Pleosporaceae
Exons: 2
Coding region: 1-981 (326 amino acids)
Biological process (GO): tetrahydrobiopterin biosynthetic process; tetrahydrofolate biosynthetic process
Cellular component (GO): cytoplasm
Molecular function (GO): zinc ion binding; GTP binding; GTP cyclohydrolase I activity
Source: RefSeq, a predicted model, not a curated record